AUGUCGUCCGCAGAUGUUAAUGAAUUGACUGAGGCAACAGCCAAGUUGUCCGUCGAAGAUAAGGUUGAGAAGAAGGAGGCAGCUUCUCCAGCUAGCGAGAAGGCUGAUGGUGCCAAGAGUGAGGAGGCAGAGAAUGGCAAGGACUCCAAGGACUCCAAGGAUAACGAGCAGACUUUUGCUUCGUUGUACGUUGGUGACUUGGAUCCAAGUGUCACUGAGUCCGAUCUUUACGAGAUUUUCUCGAAAGUCGGUCAGGUUUCUUCGAUCCGUGUCUGCAGAGAUGCAGUCACCAAGAAGUCUCUGUGCUACGCUUACGUGAAUUACCAAAAGAGGGAGGAGGCUGAGCAUGCAUUGGAUACUCUGGCCUUCUGCGACAUCAAGGGCAAGCAGUGCCGUAUCAUGUGGUCGCAAAGAGAUCCAUCGAUGAGAAAGAAGGGCACGGGUAAUGUGUUCAUCAAGAACUUGCACCCAGAUAUCGACAACAAGACUUUGUACGAUACAUUCUCGACGUUUGGUAAGAUUCUUUCAUGUAAGAUUGCCACGGAUGAGCAUGGCCAUUCGAAGGGCUUUGGAUUCGUCCACUAUGAUGAUGCCGAGAGUGCCAAGGCUGCCAUUGAGAAUGUGAACGGAAUGUUGUUGAACAAUAUGGAGGUGUACGUUGCCCCUCACAUUCCAAGGAAGGACCGUGAGUCGAAGAUGCAGGAGAUGAUCAAGAACUUCACGAACGUUUAUGUGAAGAAUUUUGGCCCUGAGAUGACCGAGGAUCAGCUCCGUGAGAUGUUUGAGGCCUACGGUAAGGUCACAUCUACGUACCUGCCAACAGACAACGAGGGAAAGGCUCGUGGCUUUGGAUUUGUGAACUUCGAGGAUCACGAGGAGGCCGCCAAGGCCGUCGAUGCCCUCAACGAGAAGGAGCUCGAAGGUGGAAGAAUCUUGUACGUUGGCCGUGCACAGAAGAAAAGAGAGAGAGAGGAAUCUCUGAGAAAGCAGUGGCAGCAGGCUCGCCAGGAGAGAAUCAGCAAGUACCAAGGAGUUAACUUGUUUGUUAAGAAUCUUGACGACACCAUCGAUGACACCAAGUUGAAGGAGGAGUUUGCUCCAUACGGUAAGAUCUCCUCCGCCAAGGUGAUGACUAACGACGCAGGUAAGUCCAGAGGCUUUGGAUUUGUUUGCUACACCAAGCCAGAGGAGGCCACCAGGGCCAUCAACGAGAUGCACCAGCGUAUGGUGAUGGGUAAGCCACUUUACGUUGCUCUUGCCCAGAGGAAAGAGGUCCGUCACAACCAACUGAGCCAGCAGUUCCAGCAGCGGAACCAGAUGCGUUUGCAGCAGGCUGCCGUUCAAGGUGGCAUGGGCCAGUUCGUUGCCCCAAUAUUCUAUGGCCAGAAUGCUGGCUUCAUCCCACCAAUGCCAGCAGGUGUCCGCGGUGCUCCAUUUGCCGGAAAUGGCGCUCCUCAGAUGAUGAUGCAGCAAGGUGCUUCUCGUCCAGGCCAAGGUGUUCCAGUUUCACCUGGCCAGUUCCGUGUUGGUCCUAACGGCCAGCCGGUGCCAAUGUACAUGCAACCAAUGUUCAACGAGUAUCAGCAGCAGCAGCAGCAGCAGAGAUACUACCAGAGACAGAACCACGGUAAUGCACCUGCAGGUGCUGGGAAGAAGGGUGACAAGCCUGGUGAAGAGCAGGAGGCUGCGGUCACUGCCGUCAACAGUGCUUCUUUGGCCGACUUCUUGCCUAAGCUUGCUCCUGAGCAGCAGAAGAGAGCUCUUGGAGAAGAGUUGUACGCUAAGAUCGAGGCUACUGGUGAGGCUUCUGACAAGGAGGCUGUCGGAAAGAUUACUGGUAUGAUGCUUUCCAUGGACAACAAGCAGAUCUUGGACAUGUUGAAGGACGAUGCUCUUUUCAACACCCAGUUCCAGCAGGCUUUGUCCGCCUACGAGAGUUACAAGAAGGGACCUGACGCCCAGUAA
Molecule: messenger RNA, 1965 nt
Organism: Brettanomyces bruxellensis
Lineage: Eukaryota; Fungi; Ascomycota; Pichiomycetes; Pichiales; Pichiaceae
Exons: 1
Coding region: 1-1965 (654 amino acids)
Cellular component (GO): nucleus; cytosol; ribonucleoprotein complex
Molecular function (GO): mRNA 3'-UTR binding; poly(A) binding; poly(U) RNA binding
Source: RefSeq, a predicted model, not a curated record